Carica papaya (papaya) is the source of this 1362-nucleotide messenger RNA. RefSeq names its product aluminum-activated malate transporter 2-like. Gene Ontology annotation, biological process: malate transport. The record is from RefSeq and is a predicted model, not a curated record. Lineage: Eukaryota; Viridiplantae; Streptophyta; Magnoliopsida; Brassicales; Caricaceae.
CUUUCUUUCUAAAGUUGUAGCAGGGAAACGUUUUCUUCGGUUCUUAAAACGCCAAUGGAAGGAUCAGCUUCACAUGGUCUAGGACAAUGGGUUGAAAAAGUGGUGGAGAGGACGAAGAAGAUAGGAAGAGAUGAUCCCAGAAGAAUUAUUCAUGCCUUUAAAGUUGGUUUAGCUCUCACUCUCGUCUCCCUCUUUUACUACUUUAAGCCGCUCUAUGAUGGAUUUGGUGUUAACGCAAUGUGGGCUGUCUUGACCGUUGUCGUCGUCUUCGAAUUCUCUGUUGGAGCAACAUUGGGGAAAGGGUUUAACAGAAUGAUGGCAACACUUUUAGCCGGCGGUUUGGGUGCUGGAGCUCAUCGUUUAGCGACACUUACAGGAAGAUCAGGAGAACCUGUAUUAAUUGCAAUCUUCGUCUUCAUUAUAGCUGCAAUAGUGACAUUCGCAAGAUUUUAUCCAGCAAUGAAGGCGAGAUACGAUUACGGGCUGCUGAUUUUUAUAUUGACGUUCAGCUUGGUGAGUGUAUCAGGUUACCGUGAUUCUCAGGUGCUGAAAAUGGCGAAGGAGAGGUUGAUGACAAUAAUGGUGGGUAGCUGUACAACUAUCCUUGUCUGUGUGUGUAUUUGCCCCGUCUGGAUCGGCCAGGAUCUUCACAAUUUGAUCGCUGACAACAUGGAAAAACUCGGAAACUUCUUAGAAGGAUUCGGAGGAGAAUACUUCCAAGAAUCAGAAAAUGACGAAUCAAACAACGAUAAGUCAUUUCUUCAAGACUACAGAAGUAUUCUUACUUGUAAAAACAGUGAAGAAACAAUGGCUAACUUAGCAAAAUGGGAACCUUGCCAUGGUCGGUUCAGGUUUCGUCAUCCCUGGAAACAGUACCUUAAAAUUGGGUCUUUAAGUCGUGAAUGUGCAUACAAAAUUGAAGCACUUAACUGCUAUCUUAACUCUAACACUACAGUCCAGACAUCUAACAUAGAAAUGAAGAGAAGAGUUCAAGAAUCAUGCACAAAGAUCGGCAAAGGAACUGGGAAAGCCUUGAAGGAAUUAGGCUCGACGACAAGAAAGAUGAGACGAUCAAGAUCAGCCGAUCUGUAUAUUAUAAGCUCGAAAACGGCAGGGGAAGAAUUGAAGGUUCAACUGAGAAUGACAAAACUGGAAAAUGCUGAUAUAUUAGAGAUGGUAACAGUGGCUGCAGUUGCUUCACUUCUCUUUGAUGUUGUAGAAUGUACCCAGAAAGUUGCAGAAGCUGUCUACGAUUUAGCCGACUUGGCUGGGUUCAAGAACACGGAUGCUGCAGUGUCUCCAGAAUCAAAUUUGGUGCAGGUGCAGCCAGGAUCACAACAUGUUAUAACAAUCUCAGAAUGA